AUGCAAAAAAUGGUUAAACGAUAUCCAGAAGCUUUACUUGCUGUUGCAUUUUUUAUUCCAUCUGUUGUCGUUUUUGUCACUCCAUAUAUUGGCUCAUUGUUGGUUCUAUCGAUUUUGUUCUUCUGUCAAGGUGGCACAAGUCUUAUAUUGACCAUGUGGGAUGAUCAUGCAUCAACUCCAUUGAAUACGGUUCACUUGGGCUAUGGGAUUGGUGCCGCAUUAGCUAAUAUUCUCGUAGCGCAAUUUCUCGAAACUAGCUGGUGCUCUGAUGGAUAA
Molecule: messenger RNA, 276 nt
Organism: Rotaria sordida
Lineage: Eukaryota; Metazoa; Rotifera; Eurotatoria; Philodinida; Philodinidae
Source: the annotation of a GenBank genome assembly